AUGUACAAGGGUCGAGUCAACACCGGUGUGACCGCCAAUGUGACGGCCAAGAGCAUCAGCUGGAGCAUCAGCGUCUCAUACGCCGAAUCUGAGCGCUGGGUGGGCAAUAGAAACCCCGAAAUCUACGAAAACCCUCACCAAGAUGGCUUCGUAUAUUGCCUCACCCUGCCAAACAGCAACUUUCUCGCUCGCCGUUCCAUCAAAUGGGACCAGGAUGACCCAGUGGCGAAGGUGAAGCAUAUCAACCAGCUCUCCUUCUUGACGGGCACUUACGCCAUGGGCAAGCAGGCGCAAGGAGCGAUCGGCUACAACCAGCAGAUCCGCAUUGAUAUGCUUCUAUACCUGCUGCUUUACCCUCAGCAGCCGAUGGUCAAGACGUGGCACGUCGAGUUGAUCGGCUACAACAACCUGCCCGCUGGACAGAAAGAACGCCAUGGUCGCCGUCAUGUCGUCUUCAGGCCACGCUCCACUCCGGACAAACGCAGCUGA
This is a messenger RNA of Kalmanozyma brasiliensis GHG001, 489 nucleotides long. RefSeq names its product DNA-directed RNA polymerase, subunit 2. Bases 1 to 489 code for a protein of 162 amino acids. NCBI's taxonomy places the organism in Eukaryota, Fungi, Basidiomycota, Ustilaginomycetes, Ustilaginales. Gene Ontology annotation, molecular function: DNA binding; DNA-directed RNA polymerase activity. Gene Ontology annotation, biological process: DNA-templated transcription. The record is from RefSeq and is a predicted model, not a curated record. The transcript has a single exon.